Osmerus eperlanus (European smelt) is the source of this 3316-nucleotide messenger RNA. RefSeq names its product SRSF protein kinase 3 (gene srpk3). Gene Ontology annotation, biological process: peptidyl-serine phosphorylation; intracellular signal transduction; spliceosomal complex assembly. Bases 103 to 2538 code for a protein of 811 amino acids. Gene Ontology annotation, molecular function: protein serine/threonine kinase activity; ATP binding. The record is from RefSeq and is a predicted model, not a curated record. NCBI's taxonomy places the organism in Eukaryota, Metazoa, Chordata, Actinopteri, Osmeriformes, Osmeridae. The transcript has 16 exons. Gene Ontology annotation, cellular component: nucleus; cytoplasm.
CUGACCAUUGCUCCAAAACCAGAACCACGCACUCACCAUUACACAAAGCGCAUGCGUGAACCAAAAUACUGACAGCCAGUGUGCGUGGUGACAGCUGUCCUGAUGAUAUCCAUGAACGCAUUGACCAGCGGUAACAACAGUCCGCACAGCACCAGCCACGGCAAGAAACACAAGAAAAAAGGGAAGAAACACCGAAAAGGGGCCACCGAGGACAUCACCAGUUUGGACACUGGGUCCCAGAUCCCGUCCUCAGAUGCUCUCUGCAACAUCCUCAACCUCCACAGGCCUGCCACUCCCCCCCAGACCCCCCCUGUCGACCUGUCCCGGAGCCUCCCUGACCUUCAACCCCCUGCCCCCCUGAACCUCUCCCAAACCCCUCCUGAGCCUCUGCCCACCACCACAUUUAGCUUCUCUCAGACCCCACCCGAUCCCAAGCCCACCAGCCAUCUGAUCUUCUCUUGCACUCCCCCUAAAUCUCAUCCCCUGGCUCCUGUCACUUUCUCCCAGAGCCCCCCCAGCCUCCAGCCGUGUGGCCCAGUCUCCCCCCAGAUCCCCUGCACCCCAGUCUCCCCCCAGAUCCCCUGCACCCCAGUCUCCCCCCAGAUCCCCUGCACCCCAGUCUCCCCCCAGAUCCCCUGCACCCCAGUCUCCCCCCAGAUCCCCUGCACCCCAGUCUCCCGCUCCAUCCCUAUCCCCCCCACCUCCUCCUCUGACAUCCUGCCUUCUCCUGAGACCCCCGAGACACUGUACACAUCUAUUGCCCCGUCACUGGGGUUACCACCCAUUUUCACCUCCACGCCUCCCACGUCAUUGGCUCCUGCCUCUCAGACCACUCCCCCUCAAGCUCUCAGCCCACCCCCGCCAGACUUCACUCCGCCCCCUCCAGAGCUGCUGGGAUCUGACGAUGAGGAGCAAGAGGAUCCAACAGAUUACUGCAAAGGUGGUUACUACCCAGUUAAGAUAGGAGACCUGUUCAAUGGCCGCUACCAUGUAGUGAGAAAGCUGGGUUGGGGCCAUUUCUCUACAGUAUGGCUUUGCUGGGACCUGCAGAGGAAGCGUUUUGUGGCCCUCAAGGUGGUGAAGAGUGCUCAGCACUACACAGAGACUGCUCUGGACGAAAUCAAACUGCUCAAAUGUGUGAGAGACAGUGACCCCACCGACCCCAACAGAGAGACCAUGGUCCAGCUGAUAGACGACUUCAAAAUCUCUGGAAUAAACGGAGUUCACGUGUGUAUGGUUCUGGAGGUUCUGGGCCACCAGCUGCUGAAGUGGAUCAUCAAGUCCAACUACAUGGGUCUCCCCCUGGUGUGUGUGAAGAGCAUUAUCAGACAGGUUCUCCAGGGCCUGGACUACCUCCACACCAAAUGUAAGAUCAUCCACACAGACAUCAAGCCCGAGAACAUUCUAUUGGACGUUGACGAGGUAUAUGUCAGACGAUUGGCUGCCGAGGCCACCAUCUGGCAACAGUCAGGAGCCCCUCCCCCCUCUGGGUCCUCCGUUAGCACGGCUCCCAGGGAAUCUCAGGCGGGGAGGCUGUCUAAGAACAAGAAGAAAAAGCUAAAGAGGAAGGCCAAGAGGCAACAGCGCCUCCUAGAGGAGAGACUGGUGGACCUGCAGAAGUUGGAGGAGGAAGACGGCCUGUCUCCUACUGAGCCCGGCACCUCCUCCAACCCCCUACGCAGGCCCUGCGGAGAGCAGGAGGACGGGGGCGACACGGACAGACAGACCAACCGUCUGUCCGUUGUCAAUGGCAACGGAGCCUGCCACCCCUGUGGAGGCUCCUCUUCCACAGCCAAUACUAAGGCCAGUCCGGAGCCUGCCUCGUCCUGGUUGGACGACAGGUGUAAUGGUCAUGACCUGCUACGGUUCUCCAGCCCAGGCUCUGGCCUAUCAGGGAUGUCCAUCCUGUCGGCCACCUCAGACUCCGCCCUCUCUACCCUGUCUGGAUACUCCACUGGCAGAGACAGCAUCCAGUCCCCAGGCACGUUCAGUGCAGCAGACUUCCUGGUCAGUCCACUGGAGCCUGGGAACGCAGACAAACUCCGCAUCAAGAUAGCCGACCUGGGAAAUGCCUGCUGGGUGCACAAGCACUUUACAGAGGACAUCCAGACGCGUCAGUACCGAGCCCUGGAGGUUCUGAUAGGAGCAGAGUACGGGACGCCUGCUGACAUCUGGAGCACAGCCUGCAUGGCGUUUGAGCUGGCCACAGGAGACUAUCUGUUUGAACCCCACUCAGGAGAGGACUACACUAGAGACGAAGAUCACAUAGCCCACAUCAUAGAGCUGCUGGGCGCCAUACCCCCACACUUCGCCCUCUCUGGGAGGUACUCACGGGAAUACUUCAACCGUAAAGGUGAACUGCGCCACAUUUCCAACUUGAAGCCCUGGGGUCUGUUUGAAGUACUUUUGGAGAAGUAUGAAUGGCCCCUGGAGCAGACAGCCCAGUUCAGCGACUUCCUGAUGACCAUGCUGGAGCUUGUCCCUGAGAAGAGGGCUACCGCUGCACAGUGUAUGCAACACCCUUGGCUCAACUCCUAAAGGACUACAACUACCACUCACAUCUCAAACUACAGCUACCAGGCUACCACGUACCUCUUGGAAGAACUACUCCUUGCUCGAAACAAGCAUACCUGGCUAAACACAAUAACUACAACUACCACUGUUUGCAGUACCUCCUUCUCAGCUCUGAUAAGUGUGUUAAGACCACUUCUGGACACCACAACCCCCCCCCCCCAGCUGAGAUGAGCAUCUAUUUUUUUGACUAUAACUGAACUUAAUAAUAUACACAAACACACUAGGCCUACCAUGUCUUUACUGUUUGUCUACGAAACUGUCUGUACAGUUAGAUCAGUCUGUGGACACUUCAAGGACUCUUCAAACAUGAAAUGUAAAAGUAUAAUUUAACUACUGUAGCUAAUAUAAAUGGAAGUAUCGUAUCCAUACUCUUAUUGAGCACAUAAGUAGCAGUAAGCUAAUGUCUACCAAUAUUUAAUUUAUUGAAGAAGCUUUACAACUGUGUAAAUGGAAAGAUAAAGAAUGAGGUAUUAUAUGAUACUGUAUAUGUAGUUUAAGUGUACGACCUUGUCCCCCAGUCACAUAUAUGUUAAAAUAGUGCCUUGAUAUGCCAGAUGUGAAAUGGAAAAAAAAAUACAAAAAAAUAUAAUUGCCUUCACUUUUUUUUAUACAUGUCGCCAAACUGUGUGGAAUGCAUAUUUUGUGAACAUAAAAAGUAUAUGCGAAUAUGAAUGAAAGAACUGAACCCAGAGAUCUUACAACCUGUGUUCUUCUGAAAUAAAUAAAUCCUUUUUGAAAACUG